AUGGUGUCCACUUUCAGCUAUUUCCCUCUACUGGGUUCAUCUCUAUCAGAGUUUCUUACUCUUUCCCGACUUCUGCUUCUCUCUCUUGCCCUUGUCUCGUUCUUUGCUCCAGUCUCCUGCUCCGUUCUCUCCUCCUCUCCCUACUCCUACUCCUGUAUCUCUCCGUCACCGAGGGCUCCUGCUCCGUUCUCUCCUCCUCUCCCUACUCCUACUCCUGUAUCUCUCCGUCACCGAGGGCUCCUGCUCCGUUCUCUCCUCCUCUCCCUACUCCUACUCCUGUAUCUCUCCGUCACCGAGGGCUCCUGCUCCGUUCUCUCCUCCUCUCCCUACUCCUACUCCUGUAUCUCUCCGUCACCGAGGGCUCCUGCUCCGUUCUCUCCUCCUCUCCCUACUCCUACUCCUGUAUCUCUCCGUCACCGAGGGCUCCUGCUCCGUUCUCUCCUCCUCUCCCUACUCCUACUCCUGUAUCUCUCCUUACCUCUCUUUCUCAUCUCUCUGUCACCGAGGGCUCCUGCUCCGUUCUCUCCUCCUCUCCCUACUCCUGCAUCUCUCCUUACCUCUCUCUUUCUCAUCUCUCUGUCACCGAGGGCUCCUGCUCCGUUCUCUCCUCCUCUCCCUACUCCUGCAUCUCUCCUUCUCAUCUCUGUCACCGAGGGCUCCUGCUCCGUUCUCUCCACCUCUCCCUACUCCUGCUCCUGUAUCUCUUCUUACCUCUCUCUCUCUCAUCUCUGUCACCGAGGGCUCCUGCUCCGUUCUCUCCUCCUCUCCCUACUCCUACUCCUGUAUCUCUCUCUUUCUCAUCUCUCUGUCACCGAGGGCUCCUGCUCCGUUCUCUCCUCCUCUCCCUACUCCUACUCCUGUAUCUCUCCUUACCUCUCUUUCUCAUCUCUCUGUCACCGAGGGCUCCUGCUCCGUUCUCUCCUCCUCUCCCUACUCCUACUCCUGUAUCUCUCCUUACCUCUCUUUCUCAUCUCUCUGUCACCGAGGGCUCCUGCUCCGUUCUCUCCUCCUCUCCCUACUCCUACUCCUGUUCCUGUGUCUCUCCUUACCUCUCUCUUUCUCAUCUCUCUGUCACCGAGGGCUCCUGCUCCUGUGUCUAUCUCUACCUCCCUCUUUGUCGUCUCUCCAUCUCUCUCUGCUGUGCUUGUCUGGUGACCUCUGAACUCUGUGCUC
Molecule: messenger RNA, 1173 nt
Organism: Sinocyclocheilus grahami
Lineage: Eukaryota; Metazoa; Chordata; Actinopteri; Cypriniformes; Cyprinidae
Product: BCL-6 corepressor-like protein 1
Exons: 2
Coding region: 1-1155 (384 amino acids)
Source: RefSeq, a predicted model, not a curated record